AUGUCAGAUGACAAUCUAGCAAAUUGUAUGGUGAUAUACAUAGAAAAAGAGAUUGCUAGCAAGUUUGACGCAGAGUCCAUAAUUGAAGAAUUCAAGGUGAAUAUGGAAGAGGAUUCAACUAUGAAUGAUUACGAAGUCAAUUCAACGAUUCAUGAAGAAGAUAGUGUGUUCAGUAACCUCUUUGAAGCUGAAUCGAGUUCGGUUAACAAGCCAUGUAGUAGCUGGUAUAACAGUAGGAUGAUAGAAACAGAUGAAGGUGAAAUAUGUUGGAUACCGGAAGUAGAGGAAGAUGUAAGACCAGUUAAGGGUCAAGUUUUUGAUACAAUAGAUGAUUGCAUUGAAAUGUAUGAGAGAUAUGCGUACCAAGCGGGUUUUGACACUAGGUUAUCCACACAGAAAAAAACAAACAGUGGAGUGGUUAGAUUGAAGUACAUUUUGUGUAAUAAAGAAGGGAAACCACAAGGUGUAAGCAUAGAUACACUGAAUCACGAAAACAGUUGCAAAAGAGUACGUAUUUCGUCACUGCAAGUGACAGGAUGUGAAGCACAUGUCAUAUUCAAGCUAAUCGAAGGCCGACAAUCGUACAUAUUAGACAAGUUUGAGGAAAAACACAAUCAUCAACUGAAUUCGGUGGAGCAUAGACACUUGUCGAGAAGACAAAGAAAAUUGGGAAUCUCUGAAAUGACGUUUAUUAAUAAGGUUUCAACUUCGAAUAUAGGAGCGACAAGAGCUCAUCAUAUCUACAGCAAUAUGCUAGGUUCUUACAAGAACACACACGGCAUAGUGAACGACUUCAAGAACUACAAGAACAAAAUCAAUUGUUUUAUAAGCUCAAGUGAUGCGCAGAUGUUGGUAAAUAAAAUGGAAAACAGACGAGAGCAUGUCCCAAAUUUUACCUUCGAAUACAAGGUAAAAGAUAACAGUGAGUUGGAGUGUAUGUUUUGGGCCGAUGAGACAGCAAAAGCAAAUUUUAAAGAAUUUGGAGAUAUCAUUUCAUUCGAUGCUACUUACAGGACAAACAGGUACAACAUGAUGUUUGUCCCAUUCACUGGGAUAGACAACCAUAAGAAGACUGUGUCUAUCGGAGCUGGUAUGCUUAGGGAUGAAACAACAGAUUCUUAUGUGUGGUUGUUGAAAGCGUUUUUGGAUACAUUUGGAAGCCAACCAAAGAUGGUCGUCACAGAUCAAGAUGCAGCAAUGAAGAAAGUCGUUGCACUCGUCUUAACGAAAUCAAGGCACCGACUGUGCAUGUGGCACAUCACUCAGAAGCUGCCUAUGAAGGUAGGAAAACGCAUGUUUGAUAAUACUGAUUUCAAGAAGAAGUUCAAUGACAUAGUUUGGAACAUAUCAUUGAGUACAAAGACGUUUGAGAAAAGAUGGGCAGAGAUAAUGAAGGAAUUCAAGUUGGAAGAACAUCCAUGGUUCAUGCAUAUGUAUGAUAUCAGGUCUACAUGGAUACCAGCUUACUUCACAGACUUACCGAUGUCGGGUUUGAUGAGAACCACCUCAAGAUUGGAAAGCGAAAACUCAUUCUUCAGCAAUUUUCACAAGUGGUGGAGCAAUGUUGAUUCAAUUUAUGAUGUCAUAUGA
Messenger RNA from Erigeron canadensis, 1590 nucleotides. RefSeq names its product protein FAR1-RELATED SEQUENCE 5-like. NCBI's taxonomy places the organism in Eukaryota, Viridiplantae, Streptophyta, Magnoliopsida, Asterales, Asteraceae. The transcript is spliced from 5 exons. Bases 1 to 1590 code for a protein of 529 amino acids. Gene Ontology annotation, biological process: regulation of DNA-templated transcription. The record is from RefSeq and is a predicted model, not a curated record.